This is a messenger RNA of Haliotis rufescens (red abalone), 453 nucleotides long. Its product is annotated as putative inhibitor of apoptosis. The transcript has a single exon. Gene Ontology annotation, biological process: regulation of cell cycle. The record is from RefSeq and is a predicted model, not a curated record. Gene Ontology annotation, cellular component: nucleus; cytoplasm; spindle microtubule. NCBI's taxonomy places the organism in Eukaryota, Metazoa, Mollusca, Gastropoda, Lepetellida, Haliotidae. The coding region runs from base 1 to 453 and encodes 150 amino acids.
AUGGCAGAGAGGAAGAGCAGUACGAAUACGAGUGAGGGGUCCAUGGUGACUGAGAUGACGGAUGCUUGUGGAUCCAGGUUUCAUCUGUGGACUAAGAGUACGGAUGAUUGUGAUGAUAUGUCGCAGCCGCCGCCGCCGCCGCCGCCGUUGUCGCCGUCCAGUAAGCUGACGUCGCCAUGUCAUCAAUCUUUUGAAAGCACGGUCACUGCUUUUGAGGCGUGGCCGAUGCAGAUGGCCCAGUCUGCUGAAAACAUGGCCCAUGCGGGCUUCGUGUACGUGCAAAGCACCGAUAGCGUGUUCUGCUUUCAUUGCAGCGUGUGGCUGAGAAGAUGGGCGGCAAUCGACGAUCCUUGGGUGGAACACCACAAGCGGUCCCCUCGCUGCGCCUACCUCAAGCUGACAGGGGUGGUGAAACAAGAACGUGGCAGCUACUUUCUUGCACUAUCUGAGUGA